CUGUGGGAUCUUUCUGAGACUACAGGGAAUAUGUGAGGGUGUUAAGCUUCCUUAUUUGAUACCCCUUGAGCUGGGUGUUUUGGUCCUCGUGUGCUGCAGGGUGAAUCAAGAUGAGCAACAUUGACAUUACUGAUCUUGUGGCACACAUGAAGCCUGAAUUUAUCAUACCAGUGGAGCCUUGUGCGGCCACAGAUGAGCCACCGACCAAAAAACAAAAGCUGACUGGUACAAAUAAGAAACGACCAAAAUUGAUGAAAGCUCCUAAGAGUAGCAAGCUGUGUCGGUCUCUGUGGUGUUUACGUGUUGGUGAAGAUGUGAGUGGCCAGUGUACUUUCCCUAACUGUGACUUUAUACACGAUGUCUCCGCAUUCUUGAGCUCUAAACCUGAAGAUCUAGGGCAAGAGUGUCACAACUACCGCACAUAUGGCCGGUGUAAUUACGGUUUCACUUGCAGAUACGGUAGUGAUCAUAUUGAAGGCUUGGGUAACAAGGUGAAUGAGGAGCUGUGGUCCAAGUAUACAGACAAACCAAUAAUCUGCAAUACAAUAAAGAAAGAGGUCCAACUACAAUUACGAAAACGAAAAUAUGACUUUACAGAAGCAUUGGACGCCCACCGGAGAACACAGUCAGAAAUGGCAAAGGGUGAAGCCAAUGACAAAAAGAAAAUAACAGAUGGAAUAAAUGAAAAAACUUCCAGUUCCGAAAAAGAUUGUAAUGAUAAAGAAGAUGAAGCAAAAGAUAAUGAACCUGCUCCUGAACCUGCUCCUGAACCUGCUCCUGAAGAUGUUAUAAAACUCACUGCUAGAGAAAAGAAGAAGAUUGAAUGGAGAGACAAGACAUACUUGGCUCCUCUUACCACACUGGGGAAUCUACCCUUCCGCCGCAUCUGUAAGCGGUAUGGAGCUGAUAUAACAUGUAGUGAAAUGGCCCUUGACUCGUGCCUUCUGAAAGGAUCCCCUAACGAGUGGGCCCUUAUCAAGCGUCAUGAAUCUGAAGAUUGUUUUGGUAUCCAGGUGUGUGGCAGCAAUCCCAAAACCAUGGUGAAGUGUGCCCAGCUCUUGGAUGCAAAUGCUGAGGUAGACUUUCUGGAUAUCAACAUGGGCUGCCCCAUUGACUUCAUCUACAAUCGGGGAGGUGGGAGUGCCUUGUUGCGUCGUCAUGGCUGCUUGGAACACAUGGUACGAGGCAUGACAAACGUUUUAUCCAAACCUCUCACACUGAAGAUGAGAACAGCGGUGUACAAUGAUACUCGUGUUGCUCACAAAAUUAUUGAGAAGGCCAAGUUGUGGGAUGUGUCUAUGGUUACACUUCAUGGACGCUCCAAAGAACAAAGAUACCUAAAAAUUGCAGACUGGGACUACAUCAAUGAGUGUGCUGCAGUAGCAGACCCCAUCCCACUAUUUGGAAAUGGUGAUAUCUUAAGCUUUGAGGAUUAUAACUAUCAUCGGGAGCAUUCUAAUGUGGCAGGCAUGAUGAUAGGACGAGGUGCACUCAUCAAGCCUUGGAUUUUCAAGGAAAUAAAGGAGCAACGUCAUUGGGACAUCUCCUCAAGUGAACGUUUAGACAUGCUCAGAGAAUAUACUAAUUAUGGUCUAGAGUAUUGGGGUAGUGACACAGAGGGUAUUGAGAAGACCCGGAGAUUUUUACUGGAGUGGCUGUCGUUUUUACACCGUUACAUCCCGGUGGGCAUCCUGGAACAGACCCAGAGGAUGAAUCAGCGCCCCCCGGCAUACCAAGGUCGGGAUCAUCUUGAAACCAUGAUGGCUUCUCGCAGUGUAACUGACUGGGUCAAGAUCAGUGAGAUGCUGCUUGGGCCAACUCCAUCUGACUUUGAGUUCCUACCAAAGCAUAAGGCCUCAGCCUACUGAUUACUGUGUUCUUUAGUGACCUGUUACAGUAUAUAGUAGCCUUAAGAUGUUUCAUGAGACCGAUAACUUUUGUAAAAUAUAGACAAACACAAUAUAAAAAUACAUGUACAGUACAGUAAUUCAAUACAAAAUAAGGGUUCACGGACUGGAGGCCCAAACAAAGCUGAAAAGGUUUAUUUAUUUACUAAACAUAGCCAAGAAAUGUACAGUGUUGAUACACCAUACAUAAAUAGCACAAUACAUCACAGCCCAGUGACCCACAGACUCAGUAGUAUAGAACUGUAAUACUGGAUGAUGGUUGUGUUCAUUAAUCAGCAACUUGGGUAAAUUUUACUAUUGAAGGUUAAUGUAUUCUUGCCUCAUGAAGAGCCACUAAAAUGGGAAGGAAUGAGUUUUUCUUAAUAUUUUUAUCUUUUUUUUUUUUUGUGGAUGAAACUUUGUAUGUCCAGACAUAAACAUUGGAGCUAUUGCAUCAUAGCAUACUGCCUUGUGUGUUCAGGAUGGCAUCCACUACAUAGAGUACAAUAUACUGUAGGUACAGUAAACCAUCGAUAACUCCGCAUGGAUAUGGUCUCAGAAUGUAUUAUAGUAUAACUCGGGUAAUGCUGAGAUAUAUAAAAUUAUCUGGGAAAAUCUUUGUAUAUCUGACCACCUGCAUCACCUACCAUGCCUCUGUGUCACCUACCAUACCUCUGUAUCACCUACCAUGCCUGUAUCACCUACCAUGCCUGUGUCACCUACCAUGCCUCUGUGUCACCUACCAUACCUCUGUGUUACCUACUAUGAUGCUUCAUUCUUCACCUCCAGUGCUGGUAAGUGUUACUUUUUUACAUUUAGUGAUUACAUGUACACCCACUGAAAAAUUAUUCGGCACCCUUGGCUCUGAUACACUCCUGCAACGAUCACUGAUAUAGAAGCCGUGAUUACGUGGUGUGGUUGGUACCCCCCGUCUCUCUCUGUACACACAUCACGGCUUCUGUACCAGUAAUCGUUGUAGGAGUGUAUCAGAGCCAAGGGUGCCGAAUAAUUUUUUAGUGGGUGUACAUAUAUAUAGGUCGAUAUUUUUUAUCGUAUUUUUGUGGGAGGGAGGAAGUGCCUCGAUAAGUCAGAAUUUGGGAUAACUCAGCAAGGCCAGAGCCCCAUAUGUGCCGAGUUAUCGAGGGUUUACCGUAAUAAAAACAUACUAAUUGACAAGAAGUGACAUCUUGAUCUAACAUUGUUCAUUAAUCUGUUGUUUUAUUACUGUACUUAAUAAAAGCUAAAUGUUGCAUCAGUUCCUGCCGAUGGGCUACAGUUCUUUCUCUUUACUCAAAUUGCUGUUAACGGAAGAAUUGUGGUUAAUGGAAAAUUUUAAAAAAUAAUAUUGUAUCAUGACAGACUUAUUCAUUCCCAUAUUUUGGGUCUUUUCAUGAGGUAAGAAAACAUCCAUCUUGUAUAGAAAAAUUGCCUCAAGUUGUGCAGCCAUCAUCCAGUGUAUAACCUACUCAUUAGUCUGCCUAUGUCAGUACACCUAUAAAAAUUAAACAUGUUUUCUAACACAUCCAAAUAGAUAAACCAAAGAUUAUAUGAUGUCUUUCCUGGACUCCUGAAGAUGUCUUGAAUAAAGACGAAAGCCAAGGUGCUCCAUUGUUUCCCUUUUUCCUGUGUGAUUUUAUCAAGAUUUUUCUUAUCCACAUUUUCAUUGUGGAUCUACACGAAAUAUAUAUAUAUAUUGGUUUCCUGCAUCCUCCUCUACCACUUUGCAGUACUCCCUUCUACAUCAGUUGUGUCAGCUCGGCAAGCUUAAUGAAGGUAUGAUGCGCCUUGACUCACUAUGAAUGUGCUGUCACGAGCUAUUUUUUCAUCUCUCUUGAUCUUCCAUUUCCUUUGACUCAGCCUGAAUCAUUAGACUACUCAGUGCAGCUCUAUAUCAUUAAAGGCUCACUGUCCAAAUGUUCUAAGUAUCCUCCAUUUUGUGGUACAGUGUUGGCCUUAAUACCUGUAUGGUAAUGGAUGGCUGUGCAUUUGCUGUCGUCAGCCUUCUGUCUGAUGCUUUCAUUUUGAUGCUUUCAUUUGCCCUUGUUCAGCGUGCCACAACUGACACACUUCACGGCCAAGUUCGUCCAAGAUUUUAACAUUCUCUUCUUAAUUAAAUUCUUUCUUUUCUUUUGCUCACUUGAGUUGGAAGGAGAAGCAGCUGCUGAGCGUUAGACCAGUGGUUCCCAACCUCAGGUCGCGACCCAAAUGAGGGUCGCGGGGUGUCCUCAAUGGGGUCGCGAGGGGCCCUCGGACAAUUUUAAAAAUAUAGUACUUAUCAUAAAGUAAAACAAAUUUUUGCUUAACAUUCAAGCUAUAUAAUAUAUAUUAUAUGCCCGAGGGUCACGACACCGUAUUGUUGGGAAAUUUAGGGUCGCAGCCAAAAAAGGUUGGGAACCACUGGUUUAGACUCUUGGUUAGCGAUGCAUGUGGUAACCCGAGCAGAAUUGCAAGAGAAAAGUGGAAAUGUCUUGUCUUUGAGUGACACUGUGACGGCAGCUGGGGAAGUACACAUGCACAGUACUGUAGUACAGUAGUUGUAUGGCUUCCAGUCUGGUUUUUCUCGUGAAAAAAAAAGAAAAUUAAAUUAAAAGUUGUGAAAUAACCCAAGGCUACUGUAUACUGUACUGUAGUAUUAGGCUAUAGUUUAACAGGUGAGUGGUUAUGCAGUUUUAUUAUACUGUAUUGCCCUGCAGUAAUUACCAAGGGAUAUAUCUAUAUUUUACCAUUUAAUAUAAAUUAAUUUUUAUCUUAAGUUAAUAUCCACAACUAAAAAGCUUUUAGUAACAUUCUGAAUUUCAAACAAUGUCAGAAUGACAGUACAGUAUAAUGAUGAAUCAUAAUUAAUAAGUUACAGUUUUUAAAUGAGUACAGACAUUCCCCAAUUUACAAAGAUCUGGUUUACAAAAGUCCAAAGUUAAGAAAAAAAUUGUCCCAUAUUUUGAUUUAUGUAAAAAAAAAAUCCGAACUUAUAAAAUUUUCUCCAAUUUUUCAUCAUUAUUUCAUAUCACUGGGAGAUACUGAGGUACUGGACCUGGUCAAUUUACAAAGAAUUUAACUAAAAUUAAGACACAGUGUACUGUACGGUACAGUAUUGAGAGUGGUUAACCAAGUUAAAAAUAAAAUACUGAACUUGUGGAGUAGUGGUUUAGUUAUCAUGGCUCACAGGAUCACUACAUGAAGCAGUGGCACAGUAACUCCCAUGAGCUACACUGCAAGUUUCAUUAAAAAUAUGUUUUGUAGCAUGUUAAGACAAUUUGGGGGGUUGUUUUUCCCCCAGUAGUAAUGUAUCUUGGGUUUUAUAAUGGGUCAUAAGGGAAAUAUGUCUGAUUUGCGAAAGGUUUUCAAGAAUGGAACCCUUUCUUAAAUUGGGGAAUGCCUGUACAGUAUCUGUGUGUGGGAAGAGAUAACUACAAGGAAAAGAUGAGUCACAUACAGUAUUGUGAAGGUUUUAGUAUGAAGUGUUUUAUAUUAAUGAUGUAAACAGAAUUUGUUUAAUUCAAUUAAUUUUAAUUCUUAGGGAAAUCCGAUUAUCUACAUAAUGUCUCGGGUUUUAUAUGAGAAGCAUUAAAGAUAAUAAGUACUGUACAGUGCUGUAAAUACAGUAUUACACGUUGAUGUUACUUGCAUUUUAUGUAAAUAAAUACUGAAACCUCUA
Molecule: messenger RNA, 5541 nt
Organism: Homarus americanus (American lobster)
Lineage: Eukaryota; Metazoa; Arthropoda; Malacostraca; Decapoda; Nephropidae
Gene: Dus3
Product: tRNA-dihydrouridine(47) synthase [NAD(P)(+)]-like
Exons: 12
Coding region: 111-1868 (585 amino acids)
Biological process (GO): tRNA processing
Molecular function (GO): metal ion binding; RNA binding; tRNA dihydrouridine synthase activity
Source: RefSeq, a predicted model, not a curated record